This is a messenger RNA of Baudoinia panamericana UAMH 10762, 291 nucleotides long. RefSeq lists its product as uncharacterized. The transcript has a single exon. Bases 1 to 291 code for a protein of 96 amino acids. Lineage: Eukaryota; Fungi; Ascomycota; Dothideomycetes; Mycosphaerellales; Teratosphaeriaceae. The record is from RefSeq and is a predicted model, not a curated record.
AUGGAUGAAGGCGCUCGCAACACUGUCGAAGAGCAUCUGCGAGACUUUUUGGCGAAAAGAGAGCCGCCGAAAACGCUUUGCCCAUCAGAAGUUGCUCGCGCUCUCAGUGCCGAAGAGCUGAACAGCCUAGGCCACGCCAAUUGGCGUGAUGCCAUGCCAUCGAUUCGAGAGGUAGCCUGGAGACUUCGCGCCGAGGGUGUGUGCGAGGUCAUGCAGAAAGGCAACCCCGUGCCCCAGAAUAUUCACCUUGAGGAUAUCACAGGCCCCAUCCGACUGCGUAGGCCGACCUGA